Molecule: messenger RNA, 441 nt
Organism: Daucus carota subsp. sativus
Lineage: Eukaryota; Viridiplantae; Streptophyta; Magnoliopsida; Apiales; Apiaceae
Product: B-box domain protein 30
Exons: 1
Coding region: 1-441 (146 amino acids)
Molecular function (GO): zinc ion binding
Source: RefSeq, a predicted model, not a curated record
AUGUGCAGAGGAAGAGAAGAGGAGGAGAGAAAGCAUGAUGACUCGUCUGAGGAUGAGUCGUGCUUGACAGACGAGGAGUGUGCGUGCAAGGAUAACCACCAUCAUGGCUCCCAAUUCUCACCAUCACCCUCAGUUUCUUGUGAGCUUUGUGAUUCAGAAGCCUCUGUCUACUGUCAAGCCGACGACGCUUUUCUAUGUGAAAAAUGUGAUACAAGGGUUCAUGCUGCUAAUUUCCUAGCUCAGAGACAUAUUAGAUGCUUUCUCUGCACUAAUUGUCGCUCUCUCACCCACCGAUACCUCAUUGGACUUUCUGCUCAGGUGCUACUUCCCACCAUUCUUUGUAAAAAGGAGAAUAUCGAAAACCAGUCUUCUGAUAACGAAUCAGAUGCUGUGGAACCCAACCAUUCCAAUCAGCUUAUCAGACCCUUCUUGUUUCUCUGA